CUCGAUCAGUUUAUGUUGGCAAUGUAAGAUAGCUUAUUUUCUACUUCAUGGUAUCUCUUCUGUGCUUGAAUCAUUGUUUCAUCUAAACGGCUUUGAUCUGUUUGCCAAUCUUAGUGUGGAUUAGCUUAGGCUGACUAUUUUGUUAACUUAAAUUUCAUCUUUGAUAAAAGAACUGCUUGCAAUUGUGUCUUAGCUUUGUUCUUUAUCCCUUGAGAUUACUGUUAGAAUCUGUAUCAAGAGGCUUUCUCUAAAUUUAAUGUUGUGAAGUAGGUUCUUUAUUGUUUCUAGUUGAAGAGUUUGACCUCUAUGUCCUAUAUAAUCGCAGGGUUGUUCUCAUAAAUGAAGUUCUUAAUAGCUCUGGGUUCUCAACUAAGUUUUGUGACUGUUUUGCUAGUUUCCUUGUUGUAGUGUUAAAAUCAUUCUUCCCGUGCAAUUUGAUGAUAAAAAAGCUAUAAAAAAAAUGUUGAAAGUAAAAAGAAAAGAGAAGGAAAAAAAUUUGAAAAAAAAAAAAAAAGAUAUAGCAGAAAAAUGUGGAGAAAAAUAUUGCAUGAGCUUGAAAAAAAAAAGAAGGAUUUCUUGAGAGGAAAAAGGGAGUCUGAGUGAGUUGGGUGGGAUUAGAAAGCAAGGUUUCUGUUAUCCUUGAGGAGAUGGUCUCUGAACUCUGAAGAGCUGGAUCAAGAUGCCAAGAUGCUGGAUGCUUUCUAAACAAGACCCAAAGCUCCGCAGGGAGGAUACUUGGAGCUAAUACAGGUUUGGUUGUUUGCGGAUUUCGCGAGAGGCUGCAGUUUGAUGCUGGCCUUUUAUCAUGUAUUUUUGAACUCACGCUCAUAAAAUGAAGACUUUCAUAGCGUUUAUGUACCAUACAUAACUUAGGUCUAAUGUUAGACAUGGAAAAUUGCUUUAGAACACACAAGUUUGUCUCUUGGCUUCCCUUAGUGGGGUGGUUAACUUAUCUAUCUGUUACGUUCUCAGUAAGUCAUGGUUUUAGUUGUAAUAAGAAUGCUUGUGUUGUACUAAGACCUCAUUAUCCACCCUGCAGGUCGACUAUGCCUGUACACCUGAAGAAGUGCAACUACAUUUCCAAACAUGCGGAACAGUCAACCGGGUAACCAUUCUAAUGGACAAGUUUGGACAGCCAAAGGGAUUUGCUUAUGUGGAGUUUGUAGAAGUGGAAGCCGUGCAAGAAGCUCUGCAGCUGAAUGAAUCAGAGCUUCAUGGUCGUCAACUGAAGGUCUCGCCUAAGCGAACCAAUGUUCCUGGAAUGAAACAGUAUCAUCCUGGGCGUUUCAACCCUUCAAUGGGAUACCGCUUUCGCAGACCCUUUGUGCCUCCGUAUUUUUAUUCCCCAUAUGGAUACGGGAAGGCUCCUAGGUUCAGAAGGCCAAUGCGGUACAUGCCUUACCAAUAGAAACCGUACCGGAAUAAGAAGAACUAUGACAGAGAUGAUGCCGAGGUCGUCCCUCCAUUUCGAGCUUUAUAUAUGAAUAUGACUUUGCUCGCACCUGAACUUAAUUUUGAAUCUGUCAUGUACGGAUGAGAUUAUAAGCUUUUGUUUCUUUAGAUUAUGAUUAUAUUUGGUCGAUAUUACUUUCAGUUUAUAUCUUUGUUAGUACUUUCUUUCAUCCAAAGGGGGCUAAAUAAGUAUACCAACAAGAAGAUUGAUGUUACGUAGAGAAGCCUUUGUAAGAAGCUAUUAUGUUUCCGCAAAAAAUCCCUUAGUCAGAAGCUAACCUUUACUAAUCAAUGAUGUAUGGUAUAAUCAAAUCCCUUAUUCCUUAUAGUAUUUGUUAUCUUUUCGGUUUGGAGAAUCGAUGAUUACAGAGUAAAAAAAAGAAUAAUGU
Messenger RNA from Arabidopsis thaliana (thale cress), 1841 nucleotides. Its product is annotated as RNA-binding (RRM/RBD/RNP motifs) family protein. NCBI's taxonomy places the organism in Eukaryota, Viridiplantae, Streptophyta, Magnoliopsida, Brassicales, Brassicaceae. Gene Ontology annotation, cellular component: nuclear speck; cytoplasm. The coding region runs from base 1118 to 1408 and encodes 96 amino acids. Gene Ontology annotation, molecular function: nucleic acid binding; RNA binding. The record is from RefSeq and is marked reviewed. The transcript has 3 exons.